Messenger RNA from Sparassis crispa, 207 nucleotides. RefSeq names its product DASH complex subunit dad4. Gene Ontology annotation, cellular component: mitotic spindle; DASH complex. The coding region runs from base 1 to 207 and encodes 68 amino acids. NCBI's taxonomy places the organism in Eukaryota, Fungi, Basidiomycota, Agaricomycetes, Polyporales, Sparassidaceae. Gene Ontology annotation, biological process: attachment of spindle microtubules to kinetochore. The record is from RefSeq and is a predicted model, not a curated record. The transcript is spliced from 3 exons.
AUGGAGAAUCCGCAUGCUGAACGUCAAAACGUUCUUCUUCAACGCAUCAUCAAGAAUGCUGAUAAGUGCACGGAAACCAUCGUCGAGCUGAAUCAUUGUCUUGAGGAGAUUACUCGCGCCAAUGCGCACGUACAGAUAGCAGCCGACCUCUUCACCAAGUACCGGAAGAACGUGCAAUAUAACCUCGAAGCGACCCCGUGCAGCUGA